AUGACAGAAUUAUUAUUGGAUCCAAAUAUACGGUUAUGGGUGUUUUUGCCUAUAGUAAUCAUUACAUUCCUCGUUGGAAUAGUAAGGCACUAUGUAUCGAUUAUACUAUCUUCUCAAAAGAAAAUUGAACUAUUACAAGUUCAGGACAGCCAAGUAAUGAUUCGGGCUCGUUUACUUCGUGAAAAUGGUAAGUAUCUGCCAAAACAGUCUUUUGCUAUGCGUCGACAUUGGUUUAAUAAUGAGGAUACAGGAUAUUUUAAAGUCCAAAAACGAGCAGCUGCUUCCCAGAACCCAAUGACAGAUCCAGGCAUGAUGACAGAUAUGUUGAAGGGAAAUGUGACUAAUGUGCUACCCAUGAUUGUAAUUGGUGGUUGGAUUAACUGGAUGUUCAGUGGCUUUUUGACAACAAAAGUUCCAUUCCCAUUGACACUGCGUUUCAAGCCAAUGUUACAGCGUGGUGUGGAACUUGCAUACCUAGACGCAUCAUGGGUGUCCUCAGCGUCAUGGUAUUUUCUUAAUGUUUUUGGACUGCGUACAAUAUAUGCUUUGGUUUUGGGAGAAAAUAAUUCUGCUGAUCAGUCUAAAGUUAUGCAAGAACAAAUGUCCGGGGCUGCAAUGGCAAUGCCUCCAGAUCCCAAAGCUGCCUUCAAAGCAGAAUGGGAAGCCUUAGAGAUCACAGAGCAUCGGUGGGCUCUUGCUAAUGUAGAAGCUGAUGUGUUAGCUGAAAAGGCA
Molecule: messenger RNA, 732 nt
Organism: Brenthis ino (lesser marbled fritillary)
Lineage: Eukaryota; Metazoa; Arthropoda; Insecta; Lepidoptera; Nymphalidae
Source: the annotation of a GenBank genome assembly